ACGUUCCGAACGUCCUGCAGGGACGGCGCCUUUUUAAGGCAGUCGCUGUCUUGAACUGCUGGUACAAACAAGAUCAUCCUAAUCCAAGCUCACUCGUGAACUGCUGACGAAGAUUCUGCUUGCAUAGUGAAUGACUAGUAAAAGUGAAAACAGAAAUUAAACUAUUCUUAGACAAUCUGAAAAUAUUUUCUGAAUAAUAAGAUUCGGUGGAAAAAAAUCUAAAGAAAAGAGCGGAAGCUAUCAUUGAUUUGUAUACAGUACACAUUUUCCCUCUCGGAGAUGAGCGCACAAACCCGAAAUAAAGGGAUUAUUACAGGGACAACCCUGCUUUUUAUUACCUGCUUGCUACCUGGUUUCUCAGGUGGCGAAGACGUCGACUCUCUGACAAACUCGUUUCUUCAAGACAGAUGUAGAAUUGACCCCCACCACCCAGGAACGUUUCAAGUCUUAUGCUCCUGCAAACCAAACGAGACUUUAACGCUGUCAGAGGCUGAAACCAAGAAACUUGCUUCCUCGGUGAUAGGAUUCCAUGUUAGUGACUGCAAUAGGUCUACUGUGGUAGUUAAGACCAACGCAUUAAACCAUUUCAACUACUUAGAGUUAGUCACAUUCCAUAACAUUGCCACUCUCAGACUAGAGCCUAACAGUAUUAACUUGGCUCUGUUCCACGUAGAAGACUUUGCUUUGACUUUUGAGGAUAUACUGGGGUCUGGUCUUUCCCUGGAAGAGAAUUCUGUCAGACUCCAACGACCUGUUGGAAGUGCAGCAAACGAAAAGCUUGUGUUCUCCAAUGCAGUAAUUAGGGGGUUCCCUAAAUUUGCAAUCAAUGGUCCAUUUACUGAGCUGCAGUUGAGAAAAGUGCUCUUAACGGAGCGAGCUCAAUCAGAAUCAAUAAAUGUGGGUGAAACAGAGACUGAAGUGAUUAUUAACACAUUUGAGGCUCUUAAUGGCGGCCUGGAGGCCAAGUGGCUUUUAGGAAACGUGAAUAACCUUCAGAUUAUACGAAGUAGCAUUCUGAUGAAGCAGUAUGCCUUUGCUGGCAUCACAAUGACAGGAUCUGCACCAGAAAUGGAGAUGAGUCACAAUCAGUUUGGUUCUUUACCAACAGGAGUAUUUGACAUAAAUGCAACGUUUGCAGAGGUUUCAGUCAAAGCAGAAAAUAACCGAAUAAACUGUGCUUGUGAGGACUUAAUAUGGAUCCGAGAAAACCUGGAGGGCUUUUUGCAGAAUCGACUCAAUUUUAUUUGUGACAACAUCACGUUGACUGAGGCCCUAAGAAAAUGUUCCCCAAUAGAUGCUAGUAGUUCGUCAGAUAACACCAGAUUAAGCCACACAGCGAUUAUUACGCUCUUUCUUGCAUUUACAUAUAGCAUCCUUUUGUGAAGCUGAUCACGCUAUUGGCUUGUGUUUCCUCGGUUCAGUGUACAGCUGUCUAGUUGACUGUAUUAGUGCUAUUAAGGCUACAGUGACACACAUACACGCGCAUAUAUAUAUAUAUAUAUUAUUAUAUA
Messenger RNA from Macrobrachium nipponense, 1511 nucleotides. RefSeq lists its product as uncharacterized. The record is from RefSeq and is a predicted model, not a curated record. The transcript has 2 exons. Lineage: Eukaryota; Metazoa; Arthropoda; Malacostraca; Decapoda; Palaemonidae. The coding region runs from base 280 to 1383 and encodes 367 amino acids.